AAUCAUAAAAAGAGUCGGUUCAGGAGCACGACUCGCUUGUGAAUCGGACAGUAAACCCCUGCAAACUAAGCUGUUGUUUCUGCUUCUGGGCUGUAAACCCCAUUGUUCAUUCAGUGGCUACCCCGCAGAAAAGCACGCCGAAAUGGCAGACAAAGAAGUGUACGACGAUGCAGUGGAGGAGAGAGUCAUAAAUGAGGAAUACAAGAUCUGGAAGAAAAACACACCAUUCCUGUACGAUCUAGUCAUGACACAUGCCCUCGAGUGGCCGAGUCUGACAGUGCAGUGGCUUCCUGAUGUGAACAGGCCUGAGGGAAAGGACUACGUGGUUCAUCGGCUGGCGCUGGGCACACACACUUCAGAUGAGCAGAACCACUUGGUUAUCGCCAGUGUUCAGAUCCCUAAUGAUGACGCUCAGUUUGACGCGUCCCACUACGACAGCGAGAAAGGAGCAGAGUUUGGAGGGUUUGGAUCGGUGAGCGGAAAGAUUGAGAUUGAAAUUAAGAUCAACCAUGAAGGAGAAGUGAACAGAGCCAGAUACAUGCCACAAAACCCCUGCAUCAUCGCCACCAAGACCCCCACGUCUGACGUGCUGGUGUUCGACUACACCAAACACCCAUCCAAGCCAGACCCCAGUGGAGAGUGUAGUCCAGACCUGAGACUGCGGGGGCAUCAGAAGGAGGGAUACGGUUUGUCCUGGAACCCCAACCUGAGUGGAAACUUGCUCAGUGCAUCAGACGACCAUACGAUCUGUCUGUGGGACAUCAGUGCUGUUCCAAAGGAGGGGAAGAUAGUAGAUGCCAAGACCAUCUUCACAGGGCACACAGCUGUGGUGGAGGACGUGUCCUGGCACCUUCUACAUGAAUCGCUGUUCGGAUCUGUGGCUGAUGACCAGAAACUCAUGAUUUGGGACACACGAUCCAAUAACACAGCAAAGCCCAGUCAUUCUGUGGACGCCCACACGGCUGAAGUCAACUGCCUGUCCUUCAACCCCUACAGCGAGUUCAUUCUGGCCACUGGCUCCGCAGACAAGACGGUUGCAUUGUGGGAUCUGCGUAACCUGAAGCUAAAGCUUCACUCUUUUGAGUCACACAAGGAUGAAAUCUUCCAGGUCCAGUGGUCUCCCCAUAACGAGACCAUCCUGGCCUCCAGUGGCACAGACAGACGCCUCAAUGUUUGGGAUCUGAGUAAAAUCGGAGAAGAGCAGUCUGCGGAGGACGCAGAGGACGGGCCACCUGAGCUGCUGUUCAUUCAUGGUGGGCACACAGCUAAGAUCUCUGAUUUCUCCUGGAACCCAAAUGAACCUUGGGUAAUCUGUUCUGUGUCAGAAGACAACAUUAUGCAAGUAUGGCAGAUGGCUGAGAACAUCUACAAUGAUGAAGAGCCAGACACCCCUGCGUCAGAGCUGGAGGGGCCGGCGUCGUAACUGAUCUUAUUAAAGAUCUACAACCCUUUCAUGGCUUCUUACUUCUCAGCUUUUUGCUUUUGCAGUAUUAUUCAGUAAAAUCUAUCCUCUUACUUCCUGCUCCACACAUACCAGAUACUUUAUCCAUCACAGGGUCCUUCUGUAGACUCUUUUCUAAAAGGUUCACCCCUCAUCCAUUGCGGUAGAGAAGUUUGGCCUCAGAUGGUUUGGAGAAAGACUGCACCACUUAUUCAAUCACUUCUGAGAAGUUACGGCCUGGUGUGGCUUAUCACAGUUUUAGUUUUUGUGCAUAAACCUGGUGUCAAUUUGCAAUAAAUCUUUUGUAAUAACUUUUUAAAUGAUUUUGUAUUCCUAAAUUGUUGAUAACGGUCUGUACUUCAGUUGUUGAAAAUAAAGUACAGAUCAACUGUUA
Messenger RNA from Cyprinus carpio (common carp), 1835 nucleotides. RefSeq names its product RB binding protein 7, chromatin remodeling factor (gene rbbp7). Lineage: Eukaryota; Metazoa; Chordata; Actinopteri; Cypriniformes; Cyprinidae. Gene Ontology annotation, biological process: regulation of gene expression. Gene Ontology annotation, cellular component: NuRD complex; ESC/E(Z) complex; nucleus. The record is from RefSeq and is a predicted model, not a curated record. Gene Ontology annotation, molecular function: histone binding.